AUGUUCGUGCCUUCUCGUGAGCUACGCAGGCAAUGCACCAACGAUGUGGCCAUCUUGAUGGAGUCGAUCGACCGCCAGCUUUAUGGCGAGAAUGCUUCUUUGUCUGCCCUAGACUCGCCGUCCGUGUCGGCCUCGGAUCGUACCUCGCCCUCGGCGCAACCAACCCCGACCAUGUUCCGCAAGAGCUCCUCUAAUGGCACUGAUCCAGAUAAUGAUCCCACCCCGCGUCCGAGUUAUAGCCUGCAAGGAACACAUUUUUUCGGUUUAGAAAGUUCCAGGAUGGCACCCAGCAACCAGCGCUUUUCUGAUCGCGAGCACUUUCAACGCUCCAUAGAUCGCGAAGGCACGCAGGCUGCCCUCUCGGCCGGUCGGGCCUCGCCCAGUCUCCUCAACGCCAUUGUGCAGGAUGAAUGUCGCCAGUGGCGAACCGAGUUUCCUCAUCUCCGUUUGCAGGGUCACCAAAUUGCUCCUGUUCGCGAGUCUGGUAUUGUCAUGAUCGUCCCACAUGCUUUGCCCAAGACCACUGGUGCCAAUGGCCCUCGCCAAUCGACGUUCUCUCCUGCGCAUGGCCGGACCACACCUCGCGGUCACGAGCCGACACAGCACGCCCAAAAUCUUUGCGUACUUGGAAAACCUUGGACCGUCUCCGGGCCACGCGUCUCUCAGGAACCUGGCCGGGACUACGCUGCAUUUGACUUUUAUUCGUUUGAGAUCCCGCGUCCGGGGCGCCGACAGCGAUCUUCCUGGGAUCACGCCGUUGACGAGGCCCUUGAGAACUCGCGAUGGUCUCCCGGCCAGCCGUCCCACCGACAUCCUGGCCGUCGCUACUGGGUGCCCCUGGUGCCCAGCGGUGAUGCUUCAUCAAACACUUCAAGCUUUGGCGCUACACGCCCACCGACCUUGGCGUGGGCCGAAGACCCCGACGAGGACCCGGUGCUGGAGCAGGAAGGCUACUAUGAAGAAGUUUUUGCCUACGAUCAAACCGAUCCCCAUCCAGAUCCUGACGAACAAGAUCGCACGCUUAUCGUGGGUCAGCUUUUCGAGCACAUCUGGCCUGCGCUUGUACAGCGGCUGCGUCCCAUUUUGGCGCGGGUGGCAUCGUCAACGCCAACGCCAGGGCUUCAAAACACACUUCGAAUGUCGUUCCGCGACGAGCCAUGGCAGCAGUCCUUUGACAGUGACAUGGCGCAGGUCAUGACAUUUGAAUCGGGUGAUUCGAGCGACGAUGACUCCUCCCUUUAUGCCAGUCGGCGUUCCCACCGUUCCUCCCUUCACAACAGCAGUCAUGCCCACCCUCUGGCGGGACUUCGUCGCUUUGCUGCUGAGCGCCGCGCCAAUCAAAUGCAGGGGUCGAUUGUGCCUUCUCAUCGACCGGUGCCCAGGCACAGCCGCGCUCUCAGUCCCACAAAUGAGACAUCAGAUGCUGAUGAUGAUUUUUUGCUGACACACGUUGCGCGUCAGCCCGAGAACAUACCGACGCGUCGGUCUGGCAAUUCACGUCGAACGUCGGCCGAGUUUGCGCGGGACCACCGGGCAGCGGCCUUGGAACUCCAGAGCCUGUCAAUGCUGUCCCUCUCUGACAACCGGCCUUUAGGGGUGCGACGGGCUUCCCAGGGCAUGGAUGUCCUCACUGUGCGGCAGGCGGACGCCGAUACGAUGAUUCCGGCUCUGGAGCCACGCAGCAGCCCUCUGCCGCACCCAGGCACUUCAACGACCCCGCGGCCACGUCGAAGAAGUCGCAUUGGGCAGCCAGCUCUGUCCUCGGACCAGGCCCAGGUGAAUCUGAUGCGGACUGGAGAUGGGCAAUCACCUAGUCCCGUGGGGACGCCGGGUCCCUCG
This is a messenger RNA of Monosiga brevicollis MX1, 1839 nucleotides long. RefSeq lists its product as uncharacterized. The transcript has 4 exons. The record is from RefSeq and is a predicted model, not a curated record. Lineage: Eukaryota; Choanoflagellata; Craspedida; Salpingoecidae. The annotation marks the transcript as partial.